Molecule: messenger RNA, 2676 nt
Organism: Purpureocillium lilacinum
Lineage: Eukaryota; Fungi; Ascomycota; Sordariomycetes; Hypocreales; Ophiocordycipitaceae
Product: ATP binding
Biological process (GO): protein phosphorylation; signal transduction
Molecular function (GO): protein kinase activity; ATP binding; protein binding
Source: RefSeq, a predicted model, not a curated record
AUGGCCAUGCUUGCGUCCAAGACGCCGUUUCCAACGGCCAUGGGUUCUGGGACUGUCAACCCCAGCAGUGCUCCUCCCUCUGCCCUGCCAACCUCGCGACGAGUACCACUUAUGGCGUCCGGAUCACAAUCUUUCGCCAGCCCGACAGAGUCGGAGUUCUCCGACGCUGAUGGCCCCGACUCUGUCAAGAACUGGGACGAGGACAAGGUGUGCGACUACCUCCGAAGCAUCAACUGCGGCGACUACGAGAAGCUCUUCCGAAAGAACCAUAUCAAUGGCGAGAACCUUUUGGAGCUUGACAAGCAGACGCUUCAAGAGAUGGGCAUCGAGAAAGUUGGCGACCGCGUCCGUUUGUUUCUCGGCAUCAAGAAACUGAGAACAAAGGCGUACGCCAACCAAAAGAAGCGCAACCGAGACUCCUUUGCCGGACUUGACGUACUCUUUCCCUCCACCUCGGUCGACUCGACAAGAACGGAUCCACGGACGACUCCCACUGCUCCCACAAACAGGCGUUUCUCACGUCAAAUCGACUUGGCCGUCCCCAUUGAUGCCGCGCGGCAGCAACGGUUCCCCGCCGGAACUGGCUACCUGACGGGCGGCAGCACCACUGCGACGUCCUCGUCUAGAGUACCUGGCGGCUCUGAUGGCGCCCGUCUGGUACCAACUCACACGAGGAACAACUCCAGCAUGGAUGGGUCCCUGAUGGCGGCCUUGCCACAAAACCAAGAGGUCAUACGGGUCAUCUCGACUGGCGGCGUGACCAAGGUUGUCAAGAUUGCGGACUGCAACACGUGCGAGGAUGUCAUGCGCGUGACGCUCCGCAAGUUUGCCUUGCGCGAGGACCAUGAGCGCAACUACUGCUUCUGGGUUCUGGCUGGCAUCGACCCGGAUCCAAGCCAGUGCCGCCGUCUUGGAGACACGGAGCUGUGGCGCAUCAUCAAGGACCAGCGCCGGCCGGAGCGGAAUCGCCUCAUCCUGAGACGCGUACCCGCUGGAGAGCCUGGCGAGGCUGAGCUGCAGCGCGCGGCAGCUAUUGCUAUGGAAGAAGAGCAGCAAAAGCACAACCGAGCCCUCGAGACUGUUGACAAGAGGAGCCAGCUGAAGGUGCAAAAAGUCCUGGGAGAGAAGUGGAACGACCAACUGCAGCAGCCGCUGUCCCCUAUAUCCUUCCAAGACCGAGAGCGGAACCUGUCGCAAGCGGCCAAGGAACUGGAGCGUCCGCUGACUAGCGAAGCGCGGGUACCGCAGCGUCUGAGGGUCGGCCUGCGCCAAUUUGGUGGACUGCGGCCGCCAAGUGAGCUUAUCGCGUCCGACUUGACGUCGUAUUUCCCGGACCACCCUCGCGAGGACAUUGAUCGAACGGCACGCUUGUCUAUGCGACGCUCGUCCCGCUUGAGCAAGGUUAACAGCCGCCUGAGCGUCGCCAGCAGCCUCAGCUUCGCCUCCAGUGUCCAGGAUGCCCCUCCUAUCCCGACCAUUGCCGAUUCGUGGCUGAGUGGCACUGCUCACGUCGCCAAGGUGCGAGCUCGCGACUCUCAGGGACGACUUCCACAAAUAUACAACAGAGACUCGAUUGCGUCUUCGAUGCUCGACACCUUGCAGGAGGAGUCUCCCGUCGAGCCAAACCGCAAGUCGUACGUCUCGUUCACUGAAAGCGGUUCGGACAGUGCAGCGGUCAGCAUCACGGAUCCUGAUGGCAACACGAUGCGAACCAGCUAUUACGAUGGAGACCACUCCACCGGAUCGGGCUCCUUCCAGGAGCUCCAGCAAGCCUUGACAGACGACGGUGAGGAGGCGGACGAGGAACUGGAAAGCUUCCUCGCCGGAGAGUCAUGGGAUGACAACAAGUGGAUGAAGGGUGCCCUCAUCGGCCAAGGCUCCUUCGGCUCCGUGUACCUGGCGCUGCACGCGGUGACGGGCGAGCUGCUUGCCGUUAAGCAGGUCGAAGCGCCGGCCCCCGGUGCCAACAGCCAGAACGACAACCGCAAGAAGAGCAUGAUUGACGCCUUGAAGCGGGAGAUAAGCCUUCUGAGGGAGCUGCGACACCCCAACAUUGUGCAGUACCUGGGCUGCAGCUCGUCGGCCGACAAGCUCAACAUUUUCCUCGAGUACGUCCCCGGUGGCUCGGUCCAGACCAUGCUCAACUCGUACGGCGCCCUGCCAGAGCCUCUGGUGCGAAGCUUUGUGCGCCAGAUCCUCACGGGCCUUUCAUACCUACACAAUCGCGACAUCAUUCACCGCGAUAUCAAGGGCGCCAACAUCCUGGUGGACAAUAAAGGCACCAUCAAGAUCUCCGACUUUGGCAUCUCGAAGAAGCUCGAGGCGUCAAACAUCCUCAGCGGCGCAAACAACAACCGGCAUCGCCCGUCUCUUCAGGGAUCUGUGUUCUGGAUGGCGCCCGAGGUGGUCAAGCAGACGUCCUACACGCGCAAGGCCGACAUUUGGUCCCUCGGAUGCCUGGUUGUGGAGAUGAUGACGGGCAACCACCCAUUCCCCGACUGCAGCCAGCUCCAAGCCAUCUUCAAGAUUGGAGGUGGGAAGGCCGCGCCGACAAUCCCGGAGCACGCCAGCAGCGAAGCACAGGAGUUCCUUCGGCAGACGUUUGAGAUUGACCACAAUCUGCGCCCGAGUGCCGAUGAGCUGAUGCUGCACCCGUUCCUGACGCCCAUUACCUAG